CAAGCUCAGAAAAUGAAAGACUAGAAGACUUCUGAUCUUAAACACGCUCCGAAAUAACUUCACCAUGCGUUGACCGGAUUCAACCGUGUUUUUGAAGCUGCUGGAGAUGGACAACACAAGUAAAGGAGAACCAUGGGGGAAGCUGGUUAAACUGGACUCUAAUGCAGAACCAGAGGUACUGCUCAUUAACAGGGAAUGUACUGUCGGCAGACGAAAAGGCUGCGACCUCUCUUUUCCCACUAAUAAACUGGUUUCGGGAGACCACUGUAAAAUCACACAGGAUGAGGAGUCUGGGGAGGCGUGGCUGGAGGACACGAGCACUAAUGGGACAGUGAUAAACAUGUCCAAACUGGUGAAGAAACAGAUGCACUUACUGCAGAGUGGUGACGUCAUCUACUUUGUUUACCGAAAAAACGAACCAGUGUUGAAUAUUGCAUACGUUUACCACUCACUGAAACCGAAGCCUGCUGGCUCUCAACCCCCCAGAGGAGAGAGUCUGACAGAAGGAGAGACAGAAGGAAGAAAGGAGGACCCUGCUGUUGAAGUCAGUCCUGCAUCUCCUUCUCUGGAACAGCACCCAGUGCACGAGGAGCCCCAACCUUCCACCUCCUCCACCCAGAUCUACUCCACCUCCACCCCUACUCCCCACCCACGCACAGUCAGCUCAGGUCCAGAGACUGAGCUGUCAGUCACUUCCCAGAACCCUCCAGAGGGGGGCGCCGGAGGGCCGGACACGAAACCCUUCUGCCUGAAACAACUUCUCAUGGACAGAGAGAGUGCAGCCACGGAGGAGAGUGAGCCAGAGAGGAAGAAAAGGAAAACACACGCAGAUGAGCCCAGAGAGACUGGUUCUGGGGCCAUUGAGUCCAGUGAAGGUGAUGCCAAGGGCUCUGUCGUAGGGAUGGAGGGAAAAACCAAACCAGAUGGAGUGAAAACAGACAAGAUGGAAGAAUCCCUGACCUGUAUCAUCUGUCAGGAUCUGCUGUAUGACUGCGUGAGCCUGCAGCCCUGCAUGCAUACGUUCUGUGCUGCGUGUUACUCGGGGUGGAUGGAGCGUUCGUCUCUCUGCCCGACUUGUCGCUGUCCGGUGGAGCGCAUUCGUAAAAACCACAUCCUCAACAACCUGGUGGAGGCCUACCUGCUCCAGCACCCAGAGAAGUGUCGCAGUGAGGAGGACCUGAAGAGUAUGGACAUGCGGAAUAAGAUCACUCAGGACAUGCUGCAGCCGCGGGUGGAUCGCUCUUUCUCCGACGAGGAGGGAAGCUCAGACUAUCUGUUUGAACUCUCCGACAAUGACAGUGACACCUCCGACACCAGCCAGCCGUACCUGCUGUGUCGACAGUGUCCAGGCUACAGAAAGGACUCCAGCUCGGCUCUGUGGAUCUGCGGACCUGCUCCAGAAGACAUGAUGACCAAAACCCCCGGAGACGCUCCCUCCACCUCCACCCAUACAGACACAGCUGCACAGACUCAGGCGUUUAAAUGUCUACCUCAGGGUAGUCACAUUAUCUGCACCUGCUGUCUGCAGCCCAUGCCUGACCGCCGAGCUGAGGUGACUGGCCAGCAGAUCUCCUCCCAGCACUGUAUGGUGUGCCAGAGGCCUUUUUGUCACAUGUACUGGGGCUGUCAGCGGAUUGGUUGUCAGGGAUGCCUCGCCCCUUUCAGCGAAUUGAAUUUGACAGACAAAUGCCUGGAUGGGGUUCUUAACGGCAAUAACUACGAGUCAGAAAUUCUCCAGAAUUACCUGGCCUCCAGAGGGUUGUCAUGGAAACAGAUGCUCCUGGAAGGUCUGCGAGGCGUGCAGCAAGGAACUUUGCAUCUCUCUGACUGUCGAAUCAACAGUAACGCUGUACUCUGUUACUGCUGUGGUCUGAGAGCCUUUAAGGAGCUGGCCUAUAAAUACAGAGAGAACAUUCCUGCUUCAGACCUACCAGCUGCUGUGACCUCCAGACCUGACUGUUAUUGGGGAAGAAACUGCCGCACGCAGGUCAAAGCCCACCAUGCCAUGAAAUUCAAUCACAUCUGUGAGCAGACCCGCUUUAAGAACUGAGCAGUGUGAAACACCGCGUCGACGGGUGAAAAACUCCCCAUCACUGGACCCACAGCAACCUCUUGCCUCUCUCACUCCUCUGCACUGUUCUAUAAGACUGAUCCUCGGAUGGACACGUGUGUUACCACAAAGCCCUUUAAACUAUGAACCGAUCUUCCGUCGCACACGCUGAACCUCUGCA
Messenger RNA from Chanos chanos (milkfish), 2231 nucleotides. RefSeq names its product checkpoint with forkhead and ring finger domains, E3 ubiquitin protein ligase (gene chfr). The transcript has 18 exons. The record is from RefSeq and is a predicted model, not a curated record. Gene Ontology annotation, molecular function: protein binding; ubiquitin-protein transferase activity. Gene Ontology annotation, cellular component: nucleus. Gene Ontology annotation, biological process: mitotic cell cycle checkpoint signaling; ubiquitin-dependent protein catabolic process; protein ubiquitination. Bases 107 to 2050 code for a protein of 647 amino acids. NCBI's taxonomy places the organism in Eukaryota, Metazoa, Chordata, Actinopteri, Gonorynchiformes, Chanidae.